This is a messenger RNA of Erythranthe guttata (spotted monkey flower), 1189 nucleotides long. NCBI's taxonomy places the organism in Eukaryota, Viridiplantae, Streptophyta, Magnoliopsida, Lamiales, Phrymaceae. The record is from RefSeq and is a predicted model, not a curated record.
AUGGUCAACAAAAGUCUACUUCAGGAUGAAUCUCCGUUUACAUACGCCGCGCAAACCGAAAAAGGACCGAAUAAUUGGGGAAGCCUUAAUCCAAAAUGGGAAGCAUGCAAAAAUGGAAGACUUCAGUCUCCAAUUGAUCUAAUUGAUCAAAGAGUUGUACUCUUGCCUAAACUCGGAAGUUUGAGAAGAACGUACAAGCCUGCUCCAGCUGUGAUAAAAAACCGAGGCCACGAUAUCACGGUUGCAUGGGAAGGAGAUGCAGGAGGUGUUAUAGUAAACGGCACCGAGUACAAAUUACUACAAUGCCAUUGGCAUACUCCUUCCGAACACACUAUCGAUGGAAAACGAUUUAAGAUGGAGAUACAUAUGAUUCACAAGAGCUCGGAAGGGCAUAUUUCUGUAGUUGGAAUACUAUACAAAUUGGGGCGACCCGAUCCGUUCCUAGCAAAGAUACUAAAAAACAUUAAAAGAGUUAAUCAUGAAGGGGUGAAUGCGGGGGUUCUUGAUCCAUGGGGCAUCAAAUUCGGAAGCAGAAAGUAUCUCAGAUACAACGGUUCUCUUACAGUUCCACCGUGUACAGAAGGUGUUCUUUGGACAAUACUAAAGAAAGUUAGGACAGUUUCAGAGGAGCAGAUAAGAGCAUUGAGAGAAGCUGUUCAUGAUGGAUUUGAGAAGAAUGCUAGGCCAACUCAGCACUCGGAUGAAAUAGACGUGUACAUGUAUCGUCCAGGAACUGAGUCGAAACUCGGGUGAAAAAAGAAGAGAGAAGAAUACAUUGGUUAUUGUAAAUGCUGUGGUUUUAAUUAACGAGCACAAUUCCACGCUACUAUUGAUUUACAAUAUUGUGCAUAUUCAACUACUAGUCGAUUAUAGUCGAUCAAACUAAAUCGUUGAAUUUCAAGAACGGUGAAUAACAUGAGAAACAUUACGUUAAGUAUUUGCUAAAGACACAAAUAAAUUGACAUGGAUUGUCGUAUUUAACUUUCACCAAGAGCGAAUGUACAGAGCCAUUUUUAUUUCUGCUAAAUGUAAAAAUGCCGGGAGACGAAAAAUAACAGGCAACUUAUUAUCUUUAUGACCACAAAAAGAGAGUAGCAAAUUACACUGCGAAUAUAGAGGCGAAAGAAAAUCGAGUAAUAUUGGAUUACACCACAUAGAGAAAAAAAAAAUUCAGCAAAAACGAAGAAAA